AUGGGAACAGCUAGAGGUCUUGCUUAUCUACACGAGGAAUUCCACAUUUGUAUAAUACACAGAGAUAUCAAAACUAGUAACAUUCUCUUAGACAAUGAUUUUCAUCCCAAAAUUGCUGAUUUCGGGUUAGCAAGGCCUUUACCGGAAGAUCAAACUCAUCUCAGCACCAAAUUUGCAGGAACUUUGGGGUACACAGCUCCCGAAUAUUCAAUCCAUGGGCAGUUGUCGGAGAAGGCUGAUGUCUAUAGCUAUGGCGUUGUUGUGCUUGAAAUUAUAAGUGGCCAAAAGAGCAAUGAAAUUAAAGAGGGCGAUCCUGUUGGUGAAUUCCUCCUUGAACGGGCAUGUGGGAGAAACAGCCACAUUGAGUUGGUGGAUGAAUGCUUGGACCCAGAGGAGUAUGAAGCAGAAACAAUGAAAAGAUUAAUAGAGAUUGCCCUUAUGUGCAUACAGCCAUCACCUGCCACAAGGCCUACGAUGUCUGAAGUUGUCGUUUUGCUCAAAAGUAAGGACUCAUUUGAGGCCAGGCCACUCACUAAGCCUGUCUUCGUUGAUGCCAAUCGGAGGCCCAGAGGAGACACUUCAACUUCCACUGCUACUGCCUCUGUCUCGAGGAUUUCAGGUCGCUAA
Messenger RNA from Morus notabilis, 627 nucleotides. RefSeq names its product cold-responsive protein kinase 1. The transcript is spliced from 3 exons. Gene Ontology annotation, biological process: protein phosphorylation. The record is from RefSeq and is a predicted model, not a curated record. Lineage: Eukaryota; Viridiplantae; Streptophyta; Magnoliopsida; Rosales; Moraceae. The coding region runs from base 1 to 627 and encodes 208 amino acids. Gene Ontology annotation, molecular function: protein kinase activity; ATP binding.